AUGGUGCUCAAUAAGAGGAAGCCGGUCCAUCUCAUACCGCAACCGACCAACUUGACGGAUACCACCGAGGUUUUUGUCAUGAAAGGCACGGGUGAAGUCUUCACGGAUUAUGAGAAAUACAUCAAGCGGUAUAAAAAGUUCACCGAUGCGGUUAAUGGCAAGUCUGGUCUGACAUAUUGGGACGCGUUACAAUCAGAGACGAAAAGCUCCAAGGUCAUCGAGAAUGUCUUUCCGGAAGUGCUCCGCGACCCGAUCCUGCGCAAAGUCCAGUUCUCGACGAUCUCGAGGAUGGAUGAGCUCGUCAACACCAUCUUCGAUGAGUUCAAGCAUGACUUCUUUCCCGGCGAGGAUGUGUCUGUGCUGUUCGAUAGCGGCGAGCAGCUUCAAGGCGUCAUCCGCGAGAAGGCGAAGUUCCCGAUGAUCCGCGCUGCAGAUGGAUCGAUCCAGCGCGAGCCAUUUUCGAGAUACUUUGUGAGGAUUAGCGAAUCUUCCAACGACGAGGCUCUCGCGGACGACAAGCACAUCCGCCGCGACCGCAAAGUCUUCACGAAGCAGAACCUCCGCUCAUUCCUUAAGAACUCGUUGCAGCGCGAAGCCUGGACUGGAGCCCCAUGGCUGGUCAAGGAGCACCUCGCAAUUCACUAUCGCCUGCCGAUGGAGAUUCCAGCACACCUCCUGCAAGACGCUCGAUUACUGAUGCACAAGCAGCAAGCGCUGGCAGUGCGGCCACCGAAGGGCAGGAAAUCGAAGAACCUCACUGCGCAGGACUUCUCUCGCAUGUCGUCAGAUGAGGCACGCAUGCACAUGCACCAUCAGCAACAACAUCCCGGCGCUGCGCAACAUCAGCACGUGCAGAACAACGCGCAAGUGCAGAUUCGUCCUCCAGCGCCGCCACCCAUCAAGUACCCAAUCGAGGAUCUCGACGUCGCGCCGAAGAGAAACGGUGUGACUCGUCCGGAGCUGAAGUUCUUCACGGAAGAGAUGGACAAGUACGUUCGAGGCAACCGCAAGACGUCCUCUUUCCAAGGCAUCGACAUGGAGUCGCUGGGCAUGCUACUCGAGGUGUGGAAUACGCUCAAUGUGCAGUGCGAGGUCUAUGUCUUGGACAGCUUCACGUUCGACGACUUUGUGGAUGCGAUGAGUUAUUCCAACCUCGAUACGCCGUGCGAGCUUCUGGAUGAGAUUCACUGCGCUGUGCUGAAGCUUUUCCUGGAUAAAGAUGGCAACGUCACAGUCAAGGAUCUGCCGAAGAAGCCGGAAGAAGGUGGGGAUGAAUCAGAGGUGCAAGACGAGAGCGAGGUCUCAACACCAGCCGAGGACGUUCCGGCACGGUCGACCCGCAGCAGAUUGAGCAUCAUGGAGUCCGCUGCGGAUACAGUGCAGAGCCCAGGCGAGCGAGGCAAUCGAGCCGCAGGAAUGUUGUCCGAUCGCGACUGGAAGGAGAGGCUUUUCACGGGCGAGUUCGAAGAUGGCGGCUGGCAGGUGAUUUUGGUUGGAGUUCUGUACCAACUCUCGCUGAAUUCGAGAUUCAAGGACAGGUGCAACGAGAUCCUGGCGGAAUUGGCUCCGAUGGAGAUGGAGCCCAACCAACAGACCGCUCUCGUGCAGUACGCCGACCUGGACAUCAAGCUUCGGAUCUCCGCGCUGCAGAUGUUGACGAUCCUGACCAUUCGCACGGACACAGUCAAAACUUUCCUGGAGGCUUGCAUGGAGGACAUGACCGAUGUGAGGAAGAAGAAGAUUGAACUUCAACGCGCGAAGAAGGCAGCGGCGGAAGAGUUCGCGGCAAAGGACCAGGAGAGGAAGAUUCUGCUUCCAGAGCAUAUGCCGGAGUCGCCCAAACUUGAAGAGAGCGUCGUCAGCGUCGAACACGAUAUAACUGAGGACACCAUCGAGCUCAACGGUGGAGGGAGCACGGAUGGUGAUGACGAAGCAGCCGCCAACGGCCGUUCUCUGCGCCGCGGUAACGACCGCAAGCGCAAACGCGAUGAAGAAGCCGCCCGCCGCGAAAAGAUCAAAGCUGAAAAGGCGGAAGCUGCAAAGAAAGAGACCAAGGCCGCAAAGGAAUUCAGGAAGCUCGUCAACGAAGUCGAAGAACUGCGGAAGAAGAUCAUCCACCUCGAAGAACAGAUCGACGAGUGCGACUCCGACCUGCGCGAGGCUAACGUCCAGCGUACCAAAGUGCUCGGCAAGGACCGCUUCUGCAAUCGUUACUACUGGUUCGAGCGCAACGGCCAACCAUUUGGCGGACUGCCCACCUCCUCCACUUCCUCAUACGGCUAUGCCAAUGGCCGCAUCUGGGUGCAAGGCCCAGACGACAUGGAGCGUGAAGGCUUCAUCGACCGCCCGAAACCCGAGCAGAACGAAUACCACGCCCGCUUCCGCUGCACCGUUCCCGAACGCCGCCAACAAGAGGAAGGCGCCACGAUCCUCGCCAACGCCUCCGAGUGGGGGUUCUACGACAGCCCGGACCAUCUGGACGCUCUCAUCGGCUGGCUGGACGAGCGUGGCGAGCGCGAGAGGGCCUUGCGCAAAGAGCUCAUGGCGUGGCGGGACAAGAUCGUCCAGUACAUGAACGCGUACCAUGACUUUGUGGCUUCGGAGGAGAAGAAGAAGGUGGAGGAAGAGGAGACGAAGGAGGUGGCCCUGGCGACGCGCAUCAAUACGAGGCAUAAGGUCGCUGAGGAGAAGGCGGAGGAUGUGGAGCGGUGUUGUCGAUGGACGAAUACCAUGGCGCUCACUGAGCUGGAACACAUUCACUCGAGGCCUGGGAAGGGCAAGGAGAAGAAGGGGAAGAAGGGUGUUGCUGUUCCUGUGAGUCGCUCGGGGAAGCCAGCGACGAGGCAGGGAGAGCGGUACAAGUUCUAA
This is a messenger RNA of Zymoseptoria tritici IPO323, 2868 nucleotides long. Its product is annotated as imitation switch Two complex protein. The record is from RefSeq and is a predicted model, not a curated record. Bases 1 to 2868 code for a protein of 955 amino acids. The transcript is spliced from 6 exons. NCBI's taxonomy places the organism in Eukaryota, Fungi, Ascomycota, Dothideomycetes, Mycosphaerellales, Mycosphaerellaceae.